Molecule: messenger RNA, 2582 nt
Organism: Strongylocentrotus purpuratus (purple sea urchin)
Lineage: Eukaryota; Metazoa; Echinodermata; Echinoidea; Camarodonta; Strongylocentrotidae
Gene: psmd14
Product: 26S proteasome non-ATPase regulatory subunit 14
Exons: 7
Coding region: 143-1078 (311 amino acids)
Biological process (GO): protein deubiquitination; proteasome-mediated ubiquitin-dependent protein catabolic process
Cellular component (GO): proteasome regulatory particle, lid subcomplex
Molecular function (GO): metallopeptidase activity; proteasome binding; protein binding
Source: RefSeq, a predicted model, not a curated record
AAUUUACUUGACUCAUGCCAUCGGAGUAGGAUUGGUGUUUUACGAGAUAAUAAAUACCUGUCCGUAAUCCGAGGUCUACACUGCAGACAGAGCUUUUGAAUCCUUAACUUAGGAGUGAGACAGAUAAGACAGAUACUCCACCAUGGACAGGUUACUUCGACUUGGAGGAGGUAUGCCAGGUCUUGGGCAAGGCACCACACCCAGCGAUGGACCUGUGGUUGAUACAGCAGAACAAGUUUACAUCUCAUCUCUUGCACUUCUCAAGAUGUUAAAACAUGGCAGAGCUGGAGUACCUAUGGAAGUUAUGGGUCUGAUGUUGGGAGAAUUUGUGGAUGAUUACACAGUCAGAGUAAUUGAUGUCUUUGCUAUGCCACAAUCAGGAACGGGAGUGAGCGUAGAAGCUGUAGAUCCUGUAUUCCAAGCUAAGAUGUUGGACAUGCUGAAGCAGACGGGUCGUCCAGAGAUGGUGGUGGGAUGGUAUCACUCUCAUCCAGGGUUCGGAUGCUGGUUGUCGGGCGUCGACAUCAACACACAGCAGAGUUUUGAGGCCCUUUCAGACAGAGCGGUCGCUGUCGUGGUCGAUCCCAUACAGAGUGUGAAAGGGAAGGUUGUAAUAGAUGCAUUCCGAUUGAUCAACCCUAACAUGAUGGUGCUGGGGCAGGAGCCUAGGCAGACCACAUCUAACCUAGGUCAUCUACAGAAACCAUCUAUUCAAGCCUUGAUCCAUGGUCUUAACAGACAUUACUACUCAAUCGCUAUCAAUUACAGGAAGAAUGAAUUAGAACAAAAGAUGCUCUUAAAUCUUCACAAAAAGAGCUGGAUGGAUGGAUUGACGUUGAAGGAUUACAAUGAACAUUGCAAGCUGAAUGAAUCAACUGUCAAAGAGAUGCUCAACCUGGCUAAGGUUUACAAUAAGGCUGUAGAGGAAGAAGACAAAAUGACGCAAGAGCAACUGGCCGUGAAGAACGUUGGCAAGUUGGACCCUAAGCGCCAUCUGGAAGAGAGGGUGGAGGUUCUAAUGACAUCGAAUAUCGUCCAGUGCCUCGGUGCUAUGCUGGAUACUGUUGUAUUUAAAUAGUAUAUUACCAACUGUCGUCACAUGUAAAUAUUUUGUAGGUAUUCCCAUGUAAACUAUCUAUCACCAACAAUAUCAAUUGAAUUGGUGAGUAUCACAGAAGAGAAAAAAAAACAAAACAGCUUUACACAAGUUUCUUGGUGAAGCAUCAGAUGUUUUGACCUCCAUAAUUUCUGGUGAAAGUUUUUCUACUGUGCUUAAUACUGGUCCAACAGUAAAGGGUAGACAUAUAUGUCAUUUGGGUAAAAAAUUUGAACAAAUUACUUACCUACUUCUGGAAAAGAAAGCAAACCCUGGUGCAUUGUAAUAUUUUGGCUAAAUGAGACAUUACAGGUAUGUCAUUUUCCACCCUAAUCUGCUGGUACACUUGGUACCACACGUAAUGAAUUAUCCUAGCUCUUGGUUUGAUUCUGAAAUGCAGGUAUGUGCAGCUGAUGGGUUUCCUGUUAUUCGUGGGAAUUUCAUUUCUGUAUUUGAUGCCUUGAUUUCAUGCUAUUGCACCCAGUGAUUAUAAUGAUGUAUUUUGGUAAAGGAAGGAUUGGGGAUAAGCCUAAACCUAAACCACAAUCAGAUUUAUUUGAAUUUUUUAUUUUCCUAAAAUGUCCUUUAAUUUCUGUUAUGGUCAGAUGUGAAAACUGCUUCAAGUUAUGAUAUGUGAUAUUGCCAGAAUACUAUACGCAUGGUUGAAGAAUGCUUUGAAAAAGAACAUGCAUUUGUAUCCAGACAACGGUUAAAAUUUCCUGUAGGGUGGGGGGGGGGGGGGGAUCAAAUUAAAGAAAUACAGUUAUCAAAGGAAGUUUUGGACUUUUCUGUAUGAUGACAUACAUGGCUAUUGGCAGAAGGGUUGGUACUUUCAAGAGUUCAAUUUACUAGCUUGCAGUAUAUUUUUUGCAAUGAGCCGAUGUAAGUUGUGAAUUAAAAAAGAGAGUCAGUUACAUCCGAGAUGCAUAGAAAGUGUUGUGAUUUAUAUGGAACUGAAUGAGCAACUCAUUCCAGAACGCAUAUAGAAUUGAAGGAUUUUACAGAUACUGAGAAGUUAGCAUAUGGACAUAUUUAAAGAUAAAAAUCAUUCACAUUACAGAUAAUUAAGUGAGGUUUAUUCUUACUUUGACUAACGUAUAUUUAUUUGUUAAUGAAAAAAACAUGCGAGAUGGCUACUUUUGCAGCCCAAAAUGUAUAUGUAUGGAUAUGCAGGUCAUUGCAUCUCAUAGAAAUUUUUGUAACACAAUUGCAAGUAUUGAUUAUAAGCAAAGCAAAUUCUUAUGUAUUCUUCUUAUUUCAAGCAAAAUAAAACUUCCAAGAAAUUGAAACACUUUGUUGUAUCAAAUAGUUAUCAGUCACAGAAAUCUAUUGCCAGAGAUCUGCUCACUAAUCAACCCCAAAAAAAAUCUCAUUUGUAAUAGAUUUUUGUGACAUCAUUCUAGGCCUUUCAUGAAGAAGGUAACUAUGUUUGUAAUGUUUCAUUAUGUUGCAAAUAAAGAUGUACAUAAUGUACAAUGUACUGUCA